UGCCUCACUGCCGGGGCUUCUGCAGCCACGUGAGUCGUCAGCAGCGGCUGGAGCCCUCGCGGUGGGCAGCAUGUCGGCGAAAAGUGCGGCUCGGAAGCGGGGAAAGCCAAACUCGGGGGUUGUGGCAGGAGCCGGGGCCAGCAAGCGGCGACGGAAGGCCGACCCUGCCGGGGACAGAGGCAAGUCCAAGGGCGGCGGCAAGAUGAACGAAGAGAUCUCCAGUGAUUCUGAGAGUGAGAGCCUAGCUCCCCAGAGGACGGAGGAGGAGGAGGAGGAAGAGGAGCUGGAGGAGACCGCACAGGAGAAGAAGCUGCGCUUGGCCAAGCUCUACCUCGAACAGCUCAGGCAGCAGGAGGAGGAGAAGGCCGAGGCCCGGGAAUUUGAGGAGGACCAGGUUGCGGGGCGCCUGAAGGAGGAUGUGCUGGAGCAGAGGGGCAGGCUGCAGAAGUCGGUGGCAAAGGAGAUCCAGACCCCGGCCCCCGCAGACAUCCGAGUUUUAAGGGGCCACAAGCUCUCCAUCACAUGCUUGGUCAUCACUCCGGACGACCUGGCCAUCUUCUCCGCCUCCAAAGACUGCACCAUUAUUAAGUGGAGCGUGGAGAGUGCCCGCAAGCUUCAUGUGAUCCCACGAGUCAAAAAAGGGGCCGAGGGGCAGCCACCCGGCCACAGCAGCCCCGUGCUCUGCAUGGCCAUUUCCUCAGACGGCAAAUACCUGGCAUCUGGUGACUGCAGCAAGCUCAUCCUCAUCUGGGAGGCACAGAGCUGCCGGCACCUGUACACCUUCACGGGGCACCGGGACGCCGUGUCGGGGCUGGCAUUCCGCAGGGGCACCCACCAGCUCUACAGCACGUCCCACGACCGCUCGGUGAAGGUGUGGAACGUGGCCGAGAACUCCUACGUGGAGACGCUCUUUGGGCACCAGGACGCCGUGGCCGCGCUGGAUGCGCUGAGCAGGGAGUGCUGUGUGACCGCGGGGGGCCGUGACGGGACCGUGCGCGUGUGGAAGAUUCCCGAGGAGUCCCAGCUGGUCUUCUACGGCCACCAGGGCUCCAUUGACUGCAUCCAGCUCAUCAACGAGGAGCACAUGGUGUCAGGCGCAGACGACGGAUCCGUCGCCGUGUGGGGUCUCUCCAAGAAGCGGCCACUGGCCCUGCAGCGUGAGGCCCACGGGCUGCGGGGGGAGCCAGGCCUGGAGCAGCCCUUCUGGGUGUCAUCGGUAGCGGCCCUGCUCAACACAGACCUCGUUGCCACAGGCUCCCACAACUCCUGCGUGCGGCUCUGGCAGUGCGGGGAGGGCUUCCGGCAGCUGGACCCCCUCUGUGACAUCCCCCUGGUGGGCUUUAUCAACAGCCUCAAGUUCUCCAGUGCCGGGGACUUCCUGGUGGCUGGGGUGGGGCAGGAGCACAGGCUUGGCCGGUGGUGGCGGAUCAAAGAGGCCCGGAACUCUGUCUGCAUCAUCCCGCUCCGCAGGGCCCCCAGGUCCCCGGCUGCCGGCUCCUGACGCUGCUGCCUGUUAUUUAAGUUCUCCCAAGCCCUGCCCUGCCCUCUUUGUAUUAAAACUCUUCUCUCAGG
Sorex araneus (European shrew) is the source of this 1572-nucleotide messenger RNA. RefSeq names its product ribosomal RNA processing 9, U3 small nucleolar RNA binding protein (gene RRP9). The coding region runs from base 71 to 1501 and encodes 476 amino acids. The record is from RefSeq and is a predicted model, not a curated record. Gene Ontology annotation, molecular function: snoRNA binding; protein binding. Lineage: Eukaryota; Metazoa; Chordata; Mammalia; Eulipotyphla; Soricidae. The transcript has 15 exons. Gene Ontology annotation, cellular component: small-subunit processome.